UAGGGCGAUAGAAUGAUCCACCAGCUCGCCCUCCUCGUUGGUGCGCUCUCCUUCUUCCACAGCUCCGAGUUCGCCCUCGCGUUGCUCAUCCAUGGCCGCCAUCACGUCUCCUGGAAGUCGUUCCUCUUUAGCCGCGACUACCUCGUGGCCAUGGCUGCGGGCGUUCUGGAGCAUCUUGCGGAGAGCUUGGUGGUUCCAGGAAUCAAGGAGCACCCGUGGAUCAGCAACGCGGGCCUCGCUCUCGUGGUCGCGGGGGAGAUGAUUCGCAAGGCGGGAAUUCUAACCGCGUGGAAUGGCUUCACUCACGACAUCAAGACUCACCGCCAUGACAAUCACAUCCUCGUCACGCACGGGAUGUACAGCUUCCUUCGCCAUCCUGGCUAUGCCGGCUUCUUUCUGUGGUCCGUGGGAACACAGGUGAUGAUGCUCAACCCCUUGUGCACCAUCGCCUACGCGAUUGUCACCUGGAGAUUCUUUCACUCUCGCAUUGCGUAUGUUGCCUCCUUGUUACUCUUUUCCUUCAUAACACUACCUGUCGUCAGCUGCGAGGAGUACUUUCUCCGCCGCUUCUUUGGAUCCCAGUACGAAGAUUACGCUCGGCGUGUUCCAUCGGGAAUCCCCUUCAUCAAAUAGCUACGAGAUCGAUUGGCUUCUAGUUACCGCAGACAGAACAUCCAGCCACCCCUCCAGAAUUCUGGGAACUUCGCACGGACUUUCUGUGGGUCUGGCAUAACCGCAAACUAAUAUCAGUACGGGCAAGAGACUUGAGCUACUCGUAGGUUCGUCGUCACCUUGGAAGAAACUCCCGUCCAGCAACCAGGACGACGUCGCAGACUUGUUCCACAAAAUCCUCCAAAGACGGGACUGCAGUAUUGACCAUAAGCAAGCUUUCGACUGCACCCUGGCUCACGCAAGAGAGGGAAUAUCAGUGGUGGAAGCAUAUCAAGCGGAGUGUUCUCACCGCCAACUGAGCGGCACUCCCAACCUGCAGCUUGUCGCAAAGCUGCUCUAACAAGGUGGUGGCUUGGCUGUGAUUUUUCCCACCACAACGGUCCGUAAUCUGCACGAGGUGGAACUUCGAGAGUGUUUGAAGCAAUGCAUCGGGCAUACAUA
Selaginella moellendorffii is the source of this 1113-nucleotide messenger RNA. RefSeq names its product probable protein-S-isoprenylcysteine O-methyltransferase. Gene Ontology annotation, molecular function: protein C-terminal S-isoprenylcysteine carboxyl O-methyltransferase activity. Gene Ontology annotation, biological process: C-terminal protein methylation. Gene Ontology annotation, cellular component: membrane; endoplasmic reticulum. The record is from RefSeq and is a predicted model, not a curated record. Lineage: Eukaryota; Viridiplantae; Streptophyta; Lycopodiopsida; Selaginellales; Selaginellaceae. The transcript has 3 exons. The coding region runs from base 13 to 633 and encodes 206 amino acids.